Messenger RNA from Magnolia sinica, 1944 nucleotides. RefSeq names its product pollen-specific leucine-rich repeat extensin-like protein 2. The record is from RefSeq and is a predicted model, not a curated record. Lineage: Eukaryota; Viridiplantae; Streptophyta; Magnoliopsida; Magnoliales; Magnoliaceae. The coding region runs from base 99 to 1769 and encodes 556 amino acids. The transcript has 3 exons.
CAUCUCACACAACGCCUCGGCGUUCAUUAUAAAACGCCCCAGGUCCCAGAAAUACCCCUGGAAUUCCAUCUAUUUUCGAACUUCCUGCGUCGAAUCAGAUGAAUUCGUCGCAGUUCAUGGACAAAGAGAUCCUGGGUCUGUCGGGAUCGUCUCCCCAAAGCAGCGAUUUCUUCGAUCUCUUAAACCUUCGUCCGGAAGAUCAACAGCAGAAGAAGAAGGACGAGAUCUUCCCCAGUUACGAUUUCCAUCCGAUCCGCUCCGUCGGAGUCGGAGGCUCGUCAUCGUCAGUCGCAGCUGCAAUGAAUCUCGAAACCACGGUCGCAGGCUCUAGGGUUUGGAAUUCGGCAGAUUCGAAGACGAACAACGCUUCUGGAUUUAGAAACUAUGAUACUCUGGAGCCCCAGGAAUUUGCAAAAGUUAGUCCAGAGAAAGAUACGGGCACUUAUGAUACUGCUACGGUGUCCGAGAUUGAUCGAACAAUGAAGAAACAUGCUGAUAAUUUGCUACAUGCAUUGGAAGGAGUUAGUGCCCGGCUGUCACAGCUGGAGACUAGGACUCGCAACCUUGAAAGCUCAGUUGAUGAUUUGAAGGCCACAGUUGGAAAUAAUAAUGGCAGCACUGAUGGAAGGCUGAGGCAACUAGAGAACAUACUAAAAGAGGUACAAGUUGGGGUACAGGUUCUCCAUGAUAAGCAAGAGAUUGCGGAUGCUCAGCUGAAGCUUGCUAAACUGCAAGUCUCCAAGGAAGACCACCAGGCAAUUGAAAAACCAAACACCCCACAAACAGGUUGUCCUCAGCAAGCUGUAUCUCUGCCUCAGGAAUUGAUUCAACCACACCUGCCUCCAGCCCCUUUUCCACAACCACCUCAAGUUCCUGCACUCCCCCCGCCUAAUGCUCCUCCACCUCCAUUGCAACAAAACCCAAUGCCAGCUCAGCUUCAAACUCAAUUACCCCAGAACCAGAUCCCUUCUAUGCCACCCUUAUCACGAGACCCAUACCUUCCACUGCCGGGCCCACCACCGGAGGCCCACCAUCAGCAAUAUCAGAUGCCAGUUCAGCAGCCUCCACCGCCUCAUCAACAGUAUCAAGGACCGCCCCCACAGCUUCCUCAGUACUCUCAACCAGUCCCGUUGCCCCAACAGCAGCACCAACCUAUCAGGCCUGCAAAACCUCCAUUGAGCCAUCAUCCUGAAGAAAGCCCUUACGUACCACCACCCCAGACCUACCCACCAAACAUCCGCCAACCAGCCCCACUGACUCAACCUCCGGGUGGGUCCACUACAUCCCAACAGAUUUAUGGGCCCCCCACCCACAUGUAUGAACCCUCAGAGAGCAGACCGAGUUCAGGACAACCACCAUAUUCUGCUGGGUACAGCCUGCCGUCAGGGCCUAAUUUCAGUGAUUCUUAUCCUUAUAGUGGAUCCCCUUCUCACUACAGCAGCUCAGUUAAACCAUCUUCGCAAUCUUCUCCUUCUGCACCUACCAGUGGAAGCGGCUACCCACGUCUCCCAACUGCUCAGAUAUUGCCACAUGCGUUACCAACAGCAACCAGUGUCAGCAGUGGCCCCAGUGCUGGCGGGACUGGCAAUAGGGUGCCAAUUGACGAUGUGGUUGACAAGGUUGCAACAAUGGGGUUCUCAAGAGAACAGGUGAGGGCGACAGUGAGGAAGCUGACGGAGAAUGGGCAGUCGGUUGAUUUGAACGUGGUGUUGGACAAGUUAAUGAAUGAUACUGAAAUCCAGCCACAGAAAGGUUGGUUUGGACGGUGAACUAUGGGUAUGCUAUUCUUUUUUUCCGUGACUUGUUAUGUAUAAAACGAUAAACCCUUGUUGCUUUGAUUUCUACUGCUUUGGAACUUUCUUCCCCUAUGCAAACCAUCCUUUGAGCAAGAUAUAACUGAAACUCAUGAUGGUUUUUCAGAUAUUUUACUGUAUUUGCUUGUAA